This is a messenger RNA of Solanum verrucosum, 830 nucleotides long. RefSeq lists its product as uncharacterized. The transcript is spliced from 2 exons. NCBI's taxonomy places the organism in Eukaryota, Viridiplantae, Streptophyta, Magnoliopsida, Solanales, Solanaceae. The coding region runs from base 71 to 811 and encodes 246 amino acids. The record is from RefSeq and is a predicted model, not a curated record.
UGUAAUGACCAUGGAAGAUUAAUUUCAUUUUUGAUUCUUGGAAAAAUCAAAGUAAUUAAAGAUAUAGAAAAUGGACGGUGGUGAUCGAGUUAUAAGACGACGAAAGAGUCUAACUGAACGGCUAGGAUUAAAAAGAAUUGGAUGUUGCGGGUCCACUUGGGGUAUUAUGCCAGCAACAACGUUUAAUGUCGUUGACGAUGAAGACGAAAACGACGACGUAGAAGUGAUGAGUCAUCAUAUCCACACACCGCUAGAAACACCGUCAGUUAUGACAACGUGUCUGGCGGUGGCCGGAGGAGAAAGUUCCGGGAUGAACUUAGCGGCCGCAUUGGCCGCCGAACGCCACUUCAGAGCGGAUUAUGACAAUAAUAAUGAAGUCAACAUCCAUCCGGGCUCAAGGCCCGGCCCACUGAGACCCUAUGAAAGUGGCCCGAGGAAUGUACCAACUUAUGACAACAAUGAAGUCAACAUUAGGCCCGGCCCGAACUCGGAUUCGGGAUUUAAUAGGCCCGAUGAAGGUGUCUCGGGAAAUGUUCCCGGGACGCCAACAAGAAUGUCGUUGAUGAGGUUGUUAGAGGAAACAGAAGUGUAUGAAGGAGAAUUAUUGAUGGAGAAAGAAGAAGAGGGGGAUGGUGAGGUGGGGGUGGGGAGUGAUAGUGUGUGUUGUGUGUGUAUGAGAAGAAAAAAAGGAGCAGCAUUUAUACCAUGUGGUCACACAUUUUGCAGGGUGUGUUCAAGAGAGCUUUGGGUAAAUCGAGGUUAUUGUCCACUUUGUAAUAGAUCCAUUCUUGAAAUUCUCGACAUUUACUAGGAAAAAAAAAAGAAUCCAA